CUUGUCUACCACCUGUUUGGUAUUUGGCCUCAGAGAGAGAGAGAGAGAGAGAGAGAGAGAGAGAGAUUGAAAGGUCUGUGGGUGGAGGAGGAUUUGGUGACCGUGGGGAAGAAUCUGUUGGACUGAGGUGGGAGGGACCCAACACCUCACGUCCGUCAUCAUCUUCUUGAUCAAUCUCUUUAUCUUCUCUUCCUCCUCACCACCAUCACCAACCCUUCACAAGGUGCUUUUGUCUUGGUCUUCUGGAGUCUUUUGCAUUAGUUUAUAGAGAUCUUGAGGGGUUGGGUACACCUAAUUGUGCUUCAACCCCAACUACCCAGAUCUAUUCUCUACCUUAUUUUUUACAAAAAGAUUUGUUUGUUCAGUAGGAAUUCAAAGAUUUUGGAGAUAUGGGUCUUUGUAUCUAGACUUAUCUUGAUCAUUUUCUUGGGAUUCGAAGUUUUCCAGUUGUCAGACAAAAGCCAUAUCGGAUCUGAGUGCCCCACCUUCAUUGGCUUCCUGGGUUCAUCCAAUACAACCCUUCCUUUUUUUUCUUGUUAACUAUCUGGUACAAACCCAUUUACUCUUCUCCCUCUCUUUGUAUGACAGCUGUUGAGCUUGUCUGUACGGUUGGGUUCUUUACUUUGGGGGGGCCAUUUUUUUUAAGAAAAAAGAAGAGGGAGAAGAAGCUCUUCUUAGCUUCCUCUGCUUUCUAGAUUGGAUUGGCUGAGGUGACUUCCCACCAAAGUUCGUUCCUUUGAGGUGUCUAUAGUCUCCUCUUUUAUUCUGAUUAAACUUUGAGGAGGAGGCCCACUGUUUGGUUUGGUGGGCUUUCGUCGAGCCAAUAAAAACCCAUAUUUGAAAGUUGUUUGAAGAUCCUCUUUGCUUGUUUAUUUUUAGGUGGUUGAGAAAGGAGUGAAACAAAAUUCUGUUUCCUCUUUAUUUUGCCAUUUGCUUGUAACAUAAUUGUUUCCUCCAUUGACAUCGCCAUAUUUCACAUAGAUGAGCAAGCCUCUUUUGACCCUUAAAUAGUAGUCCCCUUUUCUAAUGCUACUUUACUUCUUGAUCACUUGCUUCUCCUUCAUCCUCUUUAUAAAGCCUCUCAAACCGCUCCCACCAUGGGCUAAUGAGAUGAGAUUGUUGUCCCUCUGGUUCUGGAAAGACUUAUCAUUCUUUUCCAUACCCGAGUUGAUAAAGAAUUCUCUCUCAAGUAGUUAUCUCUCUCUACUUCCGUUCAAAAUGUCUUUGAUAAAGAAGAGUCUAAGUUCCAAAGUAGAGAACUUUGAGGAGACAGGAGAGAUGUCGGUGUUGGACUUGCCUGAGUUGGCCUUGGAAUGCAUUCUUGAGAGGCUACCCCCGGCUGCACUUUGUAGCACGGCUGGUGUUUGUAGCUCUUUGAGGGAGAGAUGUAAGAGCGACCACCUUUGGGAGAAGCACAUGAAUCAGAAAUGGGAUAGAAUCAUCGGUCCUGCUGCUUACAGAGAGUGGCAAAAUUAUCUUGCUUUGAAAACAGAUUCUAACUAUGUAAAGCAUGGCAAGCAAAAGGGGCUGAUGAGGCUUCUAGCUCUUACUUGGCCCUUUUCAUGGUUUAAGCCGAAGGUCGAUGAUACCAGCAGGCGGAGAAAUUCUUUACCGGUCGAUUCCAUCAUGUCUUGGUAUCUUGCUCUCGAGACUGGCAAAGUCUGGUUCCCUGCUCAGGUCUAUAACCGUGAGAAUGGCCAUGUUGGGUUUAUGUUGUCAUGCUAUGAUGCUGAAGUUAGCUAUGAUUCCCGCACUGACACCUUCCAAGCCAGGUAUCCACCUCAUGGAAGGAGACCAAUUGCUAUUGAGAAUGGUGUGCCGUGGGAAAGGCUAAGAGCACCACCUGUUGAUACUCCUCCACACGAUCUUCAUAUCUCCGACUGUUUAAGUGAGUUACGACCUGGUGAUCACAUUGAGAUUCAGUGGAGAAGAAACAAAGAGUUCCCUUAUGGUUGGUGGUAUGGUAUCGUAGGUCACAUGGAAUCAUGUGAUGGGAAUGAAAAUUACUGCCGUUGUCAUGAUAGCGACACUGUGGUGCUGGAGUUCAAUCAGUACACCCCCGGUUCACAGUGGAGACGUGCAACCGUCGACCGGAAAGACCACAGGGAAGAGGGAAACGAGGCAGAUGGGUUUUAUGGAGGAAUCAGAAAGCUUAAGGACGAGGUUGAGAUUUCCACAUGGAAGCGGCUUUGGCCAACAGAAGUCUUGGAAUAGUAUUACCCUUUGUAUUGAAAGAGGGUUAUUUACUUACUGCAUCACCACGCAUUGAACAUAGAGGCCCAUUCUUCUGUAUCAAAUGAAUUUCAGAAACAAAAAAUCAGCUUCUUAUUCAGUUGCAUGGAUGUGGAGGCCAUGCUCCCUUUGUUUUCCCUUUUUAGGUGUACAUUUCUCUCCUGGGAGAUUUCAGGAUGCUUCAUGAAAAUGGCCUCCCGUUCAUGCCAAAUUGAUGUACAAUAUUUACCCCCACCAUAUAUAUAUAUAUAUAUUGUAUUUUUAGUUGA
Molecule: messenger RNA, 2501 nt
Organism: Alnus glutinosa
Lineage: Eukaryota; Viridiplantae; Streptophyta; Magnoliopsida; Fagales; Betulaceae
Product: F-box protein At2g32560-like
Exons: 5
Coding region: 1027-2214 (395 amino acids)
Molecular function (GO): protein binding
Source: RefSeq, a predicted model, not a curated record